CUGUUUACUUAAAACUCGUUUUAGAAAGUAAAUAUGGAUCCCUCCUGGGAGUUUCAAGCUCCACAGUUCGUGGAUUUCACUAAUCUGGACGAUGACAAGAGCGCUGAUACUUUCUUUGAUGUUGAUAUGGAGAGUGGAAGCCGUGUUAGUCAAAUAUUUUCAGGUAAGAUAUCGGAUGAGUUUAAGUCUGCUCCUGCUCCUAUGCCUACUGUUACUGAGUCUGCUGAACCUGCAGAGCAACCCAGUCAACAGGAACCUGAGAAACAGAAAAUGCGUCCUAAAAACAUGGUGACCUCCUGGGAAGGCCUGAAGAUAAAGGCGGGUAAACCCGGCGAUAUACCCGUCAAAUCAAAUGAGGCGCCACGGCGGGUUCAGCGGGGGCGUUCGGGAGAUUUGAGCACUAGCUCUCAGCAGGCUAACAGACAGAACACCCCCGCCAGAAGAUCUCUACGACAGACAGUAGUGGAUACAGUAGAGAAUAUCAGGCGCUCUCCUGCCUUGAAACCUAAGAGACUAGGUACGAAUGUAGAGGCUCCUAGGAUUCCAGUUUCACAGAUAAGUAAAAGCCUUACAUCCUCUACUGCAAGAGCCAGAUCCAAGUCUCCCGGUCAUGCGUUACCGCGGACCCCUGACGUUAUGCGCAGGUUAAAAUCAAAGAUGGCCGCUGGCCUUGCUCAAGCUAAGGAGAGUGCUGAUUUCAAAGUUAAGAAAUCUAUAACUGGGAAGAAACUGAACCAGCCAAUGAAAGCCAACGCUCAGCCGGCGUUGAAAGCUACUGUGUUGACCAGACCAGCGGAGUUUAAGUUUGCCACGUCAGCUAGGGUCAAGGAAUCUCGUCGUAGAUCUAUGAGUGUCCCCGAUGCCCCAGAUUUCUCUAGACUGCUCCGAAGUUAUAGUAAACCUACAGUGGAGAGUAAUGUAAACAAAGAGACGACAAAACCAGUUCCAUUCCCCAGAGCUGAGAUGAACAGGAAGAGAACAGUUCCUUUAAAUAUAUUUAAAUCUAGAGCAGAGAUGAACAGGAAGAGAAGACACUCAGAAGAAAACUCAGCAAAGGAUAAAUACAGAUCCAUGGCGGAACAAAUAACCAAAUUCCAGGCAGGCACUCCUGAUAGAUUCCGGUCAAAGCCUAGAGGGAGGUCAUCUAGUCCUAAUAAGAUUCGCCUUAGGUCUCAGUCCCCUAAACUAACAGUCCCCAAGACCCCUAUGCUCACAACGAAAGGUAGAAGCCGACCCACUUAUGUCAUGAGCCAGAAGGAGAAGGAGGAGUUGGAGUUGAAGGAGAUGAAGAUGAACCAGUUCCACGCCAAGGCGGUCGGAGAGACGCUCCCUAGAUAUAACUACGGCGAGGUGGAGAAACGUCCUUGCACCAUUCCUCAACCCUUUAACCUCGCCAAAGCAUCAAAACCAUUCGCUAAACCUCAACUUCAGGAGGAGCACGUUGAACCCUUCCAUAGCCGGCCUCUCAAUAAGAAGAUCCUUCAAGGACCAACAGGAAUCCCUGAUAGAAAAGUUUUACCUGUAGUGGAACCGGAAUCCCCUGCAUUUGCUCUGAAGCAGAGGUUGGGUAGUAGAAGAGCCCCGGUAGAACCUGUUCUUGAACAUGAGCGUAUAAUCAAGGCUAAACCUGUUCCUCACUGGGGAGUCCCUGUAGCACUGCCCCAGGCUAAUAAACGGUCAACUGUACCUGAACCUUUCUCAUUCGCAGAGAGGGACACUAUGUCUGCUGCACGUAAAGAGGAAAGGAUAAAGAAGCUGCUGGAGGAAGAAAAGCAUGCUCGGGAGUUCCAUGCACAGCCCAUAGCUAAGGGUCUUGAUAAUCCAAAGUAAGAAUUUUACUUUUAU
Messenger RNA from Eurytemora carolleeae, 1845 nucleotides. RefSeq names its product targeting protein for Xklp2 homolog. The transcript has 21 exons. Gene Ontology annotation, cellular component: microtubule; spindle. Bases 34 to 1830 code for a protein of 598 amino acids. NCBI's taxonomy places the organism in Eukaryota, Metazoa, Arthropoda, Copepoda, Calanoida, Temoridae. Gene Ontology annotation, biological process: activation of protein kinase activity; regulation of mitotic spindle organization. The record is from RefSeq and is a predicted model, not a curated record.